UGGCCGGGACUGUCGCGGGCUGGGGCGGUUGGUGGUGGCAGCUGCCGCCAUGGAGUGGAGCUCGGAGUCAGCGGCUGUGCGGCGGCACCGCGGCACCGCGGAGCGUCGGGAGGGAGAGGCGGCCGCGUCGCACCCGCAGAAGGAGGCCUCGGCGCCGAAGGAUGCGAGGGCCGGCGAGAGGAUGCGGGGGAAGACGGAGAACGGCAGCGGCAGCCGGGCUGCGAAGACCGCGCUGUCCGAGGCGCGCACGGCGCUGGCGCUCGCACUCUACCUGCUCGCGCUGCGGGCGCUCGUGCAGCUGUCGCUGCAGCGGCUGGUGCUGAGCCGGACCUCGGGGCUCCAGGGCGAGUUCGACGCCCGCCAAGCCAGGGAUUAUCUGGAACACAUAACGGCCAUUGGCCCCAGGACUACAGGAAGCACAGAAAAUGAAAUUCUGACGGUACAGUACCUUUUGGAGCAGAUCAAGCUGAUAGAAGCGCAGAGCAACAGCCUUCACAGCAUUUCAGUAGAUAUACAACGGCCUACCGGCUCCUUUAGCAUUGACUUCUUGGGGGGCUUUACAAGCUACUAUGACAACAUUACUAAUCUCGUGGUAAAGCUGGAACCCCGAGAUGGAGCCAAGUAUGCUGUUCUGGCUAACUGUCAUUUUGACUCAGUGGCAAAUUCACCAGGUGCCAGUGACGAUGCGGUUAGCUGUGCUGUGAUGCUCGAAGUUCUCCGGGUCAUGUCAGCAUCCCCGGAGCCCCUGCAGCAUGCUGUGGUCUUCCUCUUUAAUGGUGCAGAGGAGAAUGUCUUACAAGCAAGCCAUGGUUUUAUUACUCAACAUCCCUGGGCCAGUUUGAUUCGAGCAUUUAUUAACCUGGAGGCUGCAGGUGUUGGAGGGAAAGAACUUGUGUUCCAAACAGGCCCUGAAAACCCUUGGUUGGUCCAGGCUUAUGUUUCCGCAGCUAAGCACCCUUUCGCUUCUGUGGUGGCUCAGGAGGUUUUCCAGAGUGGGAUCAUUCCUUCUGAUACCGACUUCCGAAUCUAUAGGGAUUUUGGGAACAUUCCAGGAAUAGACUUAGCUUUUAUUGAAAAUGGAUACAUCUAUCACACCAAGUAUGACACAGCGGACAGAAUUCUCAUAGACUCCAUUCAGAGAGCAGGUGACAACAUUUUAGCAGUUCUUAAAUACCUAGCUACAUCUGACAUGCUGGCUUCUUCGUCUGAGUACCGACAUGGAAACAUGGUGUUCUUCGAUGUGCUCGGCCUGCUGGUCAUAGCGUACCCUUCCCGUGUCGGCUCCAUAAUAAACUACAUGGUGGUUAUGGCUGUUGUUCUGUACCUGGGAAGAAAACUGCUGCAGCCCAAACACAGGAAUGCUAAUUAUGUGAGAGACUUCCUGUGCGGACUUGGCAUCACUUUCAUUAGUUGGUUCACUAGUCUAGUUACAGUCCUCAUUAUAGCAGUGUUUGUCUCUCUCAUUGGACAAUCUCUUUCAUGGUAUAACUACUUUUAUAUCGCUGUUUGCCUGUAUGGAACUGCAACAGUCGCCAAAAUAAUAUUCAUUCAUACUCUUGCAAAAAGAUUUUAUUAUAUGAACACCAGCGACCUGUACCUGGGAGAGCUGUUCUUUGACACCUCCCUGUUUGUGCACUGUGGUUCUCUUGUUGCUUUAACUUACCAAGGGUUUUGCUCUGCGUUCUUGAGUGCUGUCUGGGUAGCUUUCCCAUUGCUCACAAAGCUUUGUGUGUACAAGGACUUCAAGAAGCACGGUGCCCAAGGAAGAUUUAUUGCUCUUUACUUUGUGGGGAUGUUUAUCCCGUAUCUUUAUGGACUGUACCUCAUCUGGGCUGUAUUUGAGAUGUUUACUCCUAUCCUUGGAAGAAGCGGUUCGGAAAUCCCUCCUGAUGUCGUGUUAGCCUCCAUUUUGGCUGUCUGUGUGAUGAUUCUCUCCUCUUAUUUUAUUACCUUCAUCUACCUUGUGAACAGCACAAAGAAAACCAUUUUGAGUUUAAUGCUUGUGUGUGUGGUCACGUUCCUCCUUGUCUGCAGUGGAGCCUUUUUCCCAUACAGCUCUAAUCCUGAGAGUCCAAAGCCAAAGAGAGUGUUUCUUCAGCACGUGAGUAGAACUUUUCAUGACUUAGAAGGAAGCGUAGUAAAAAGAGACUCUGGAAUAUGGAUCAAUGGAUUUGAUUAUACUGGAAUGACUCACGUAACACCUCAUAUCCCUGAGAUCAACGACACAAUCCGAGCUCCCUGUGAGGAGAAUGCUCCGCUCUGUGGCUUCCCUUGGUAUCUUCCAGUGCAUUUUCUGAUCAGGAAAAAUUGGUAUCUUCCAGCUCCAGAGAUUUCUCCAAGAAAUCCUGCUCAUUUCAGACUUGUAUCCAAAGAGAAGAUGCCAUGGGAUUCAAUAAAGUUGACCUUUGAAGCAACAGGACCAAGCCAUAUGUCUUUCUAUGUUCGAACCCACAAAGGAUCGACGCUUUCUCAGUGGUCUCUUGGCAACGGUAUCCCAGUCCCAAGCAGAGGAGGGGACUACUUUGUGUUCUAUUCUCAUGGACUCCAGGCUUCUGCAUGGCAGUUCUGGAUAGAAGUACAGCAGGUAUCAGAAGAACAGCCAGAAGGAAUGGUCACUGUGGCCAUUGCUGCCCACUACGUCUCAGGGGAAAGCAAGCGAUCCUCAGAGCUGGAUGCUCUGAAGGAGAAGUUCCCAGAUUGGUCAUUUCCCUCAGCAUGGGUUUCCACCUACAGCCUCUUUGUGUUUUAAUCUUGUGGACGGACUCUGAGAUAGUUUCUCUCCCAUGGUACAUGGAUGUUUGUAAUACAAGUCAAUGAAUUUUACUGAGCAUAUAUAUGUUCAAAGAGCUUUUGGGAUAAUACUCUUCAGGGCCAAGUACUUUGGGACAGUGAUGCCUGGCCAGGUCAGUUGAAAAUUUCUGUUUUCUGACACUUAAGCACAUGUGGAUACUGCCAAUCAUGUCAUUUAUAUGACUGUAGGGACUCAGCAGCAGCCACUUCAGUAGCUUUCCCUUGAGGAGCAAGAAAGAUGUACACCCUUAGAACAGUGUUAAUGAACCAGGCUGGUCCACUUGUCAGUGGAUGGUGGGUAAGAUGCCGUUCACUAGAGUAGUACCUCUCUUUGCACUACACCUGUAUUCACUGGAAAGUAAAUGCACAAAGGUGGAAGCCGCUGCAGCGCCUUAGAUGCCGAGCACUGCUUCUUGAGGCAGUGUUCAGGUGGUGGUGUCUGUUCUGUUCUGAAGCCUAAACCCUGAUGCAGAGCUCUGGCCUCACUCCUGAGUAGCAUUCAGUAUCAGCUUUCCCCCUCAAACAUGUUCCUGCCAUUUACCUGGGGAAGAGAACAUUUCUUCAGGAACAUUUUCUUCUUACAUUUCAUGGGUUGUUUUAUUUGUGCAAGCACAGAACUUAAACUUCUUCCCCAGAGCACUGAAUUGCCAGCAUAGCUGUUGAGGUGGAUGAGGAGGGCUGGGAGGACUGGGGAUUUUAUAAUAUUUAUUCUCUGUUAUACAAGAUUAAUCUUUUAGCACAAAUUCUUUAUUGCUGCAUUGGGUUUUCUGUUUUCUAGCAGUUGACUAAGUUCUUGUAACUUGCUGUCAGUGAGAACUGGCUGUCCUGAUGUUGAGGUUGUAGCUUAUACAGGAGACAACUAUAUCUGUAUUUGUUAAUUUUCAGAUCCUGCAUAAGGGCAGCAGUAAGAUUUAAUGGUGCUUUUCAUUCUGAAGACAGGGAUGUAGCUUGUGAGGUAUGUCAUGGCAGUGGCUCUUGUGGUGUCUCUAGGUUCCAUUGGUGACAGAGGAUGAGAUGAACAGUAAAUUAUGCUAAUUUUACAGUAGUAAAUGUAAAAAGACAAAAUUUGAGUUAGCCAACAAGCAUGACCCAAAAUAUAGUUGAAAGAAAAGCCAUAGUAAGGCAAAAACAAAACAAAACAAACAAUAUCCUUAUAAGGUGGGAACAGGAAGGCAUCUCUCAGAGUGGCCCUCAGAACUGUCUGAGCGUCAGCAGGAGUAUAGUUAAAUGUGCACUGGAGAAGAGCUUCUGAAAACUGCUUGUGUGAUUGUGUGUCGGUUUCUUAAUCAUGUUCCUUGUAUUGCCUGCCUAAUCUCUAAAGCCUUAAAAAUCUGGGCCCAUGCAGACAUAAGGGCUGCAGUUGGAGCUGAAUGGUAACAUGUUGACUGUCACAUGUGGUAACACUGUAAAGUGGAGUCACUUUUCUGCUGGACUCACAGAUAUCUUAUGUCUGGCUCCUGCUGUGUAUGUGUGAGGUAGUACUUAAAAGUUUGAAGGUUUAUGUAUAGCUUGUAAAGAACCACAGCUGAGGAAAAUAAGUAACAAUACUAAUAGCUCAAUGAAUUUCAAAAUACAUGCUUAUAUUCUGUGCCUGGGUUAAUCUGAAAUUGAUUACUAGAAAUUGUGGGGGAGGGCAGCAAAAUGUCAUGCUGAGGAAGUACACCAACACCAAGAUUUCUCUGAUUUCUUUCCUUUUGGCGGGCACCUUUUCAGUAUAAUCAAUCAUGGUUUUUUUUUUCUGUCCUUAGGUUGUUUCUCUAUGCAAACGAUUUUGAUUUUCUCUAACAUUAUUAUGCAACCACUAACAAGAUGUUUGGUUUCAGGGCACGCUUAAAGGCUAGAAAUGGUCAAGUAAUUACAUGCAGUAUUUAUGACUUUAAAAAAGCACACUCUGUACUUAUCACUAGCCCCUCCCCCUUUAAAGAUUAUCUGAUCACUUGUGUAAUUCACUUCUGAAAAGAUAGUUUCAAGGUCAAAGUAAAGCAUAAGCAGAUAUUAGGAAGAGGUGUAAAGGACUGAUUUCACAGUUCUUAAUUUUUAAGAAAGAUUGUUCUACACAGUGUUUCCAGUUUAGCAGCUAAAAUUAAAUGUCUAAGAUCCCCCAACCUGGUGUCACGGUGAAGGAGAUUAGACCACAAGCCAGCCUAAGUGACUCAGGAAGUUGUUAGAAGAACAUGUCUGUCCAUCUUGUUCUCACUUCUUUGCUGACUUGUUGAGGGUUAAUUGUUGCCUUACAAUGUUACCGAAAUAAACUUUUUAACAUACUGGUUGGAAAAAAUGGAUCUUUUACAACUGCUUUUUAUUCUGUCUCCGUAUUUCAAGGCUAUUUAUAUCCCUAGUCUCUCUCUGUGUCUCUGUCUGUCUGUCUGUCUCUCUAUAUAUAUGUACACAUAUACACACACACAUACUAUCUUUAAAAUGAUCUAUCUAGCUUGAAUGAUCUAGAUAGUGGUAUAAGCAAAGAAUCAAGAUAGAAAUGCUCACUUCACCUGGAAUCUUUUUACCUGGAAUGAAACUGUGCAUCCGAAUUUCAGAGAAAUAAAAAGAACCUGUUUAGCAAA
Molecule: messenger RNA, 5351 nt
Organism: Mastomys coucha (southern multimammate mouse)
Lineage: Eukaryota; Metazoa; Chordata; Mammalia; Rodentia; Muridae
Gene: Ermp1
Product: endoplasmic reticulum metallopeptidase 1
Exons: 15
Coding region: 50-2749 (899 amino acids)
Biological process (GO): proteolysis
Molecular function (GO): metalloexopeptidase activity
Source: RefSeq, a predicted model, not a curated record